GCGGAGCGAAAGAUACGACCUUAUAUAUGCUUAGAGCGCUCAACUUCAGUUUACAAUUGACAAACAGAGAGUAGUAACCUAUUGCACGGUGGGUUGAGCAACGGCGUGAACGCUGGCGUCUCACGGCAAGUAACGGGGAGUCAUCUGUUGCACGACCACCUUGAGGUGAUCAGAUCAGAGGUGAUCAGUAUUUGAUUAAAAGGAGCCACUGCACUGUAAUCAAGGCACCAAGCUGCAUAUUAUCUGAACAUUUGAAAACAUGGUGCAAAACAAAAUCACGGAGGUCACAGGAUUCCAUCGCUCCUUCAAGGGGCAAAAUCCUUUUAAGACCGAUGAAUUUGUUGAUUCGGGACCCCAUGUUGACUCAUCCUUCAAGUUAGACCGCUCGCCAAGGCCUGAAAUGCCAUCCAGCCAGCCCAUCGAUAUCCCUGAUGCCAAGAAGAGAAAUAAAAAGAAAAAGCGAUGCAGAGCCACUGACAGUUUCUCCGGACGUUUUGAAGAUGUUUACAAACUGCAAAAUGAGAUUCUUGGAGAAGGGGCUUAUGCUGUUGUUCAGACCUGCAUCAAUCUGAUCACCAAUAAAGAAUAUGCAGUAAAGAUAAUUGAGAAGAGGCCAGGCCACAGUCGGAGCCGUGUUUUCAGGGAGGUGGAAAUGCUCUACCAGUGCCAGGGCCACAGAAACAUUUUGGAACUGGUUGAAUACUUUGAGGAAGAGGACAAAUUUUAUUUAGUCUUUGAGAAACUGAGAGGUGGAUCUAUUUUGACUCACAUACACCGAAGACAACACUUCAACGAGCAGGAAGCCAGCAUAGUGGUGCAGGACAUCGCCAGUGCUCUGGACUUCCUACACAACAAAGGUUGGGACCUUUUUAGUGUUGAUAUGACAUCAUGCAUUCUAUAUGUUAUUAAUAUAGAUGAUCGUUAUGUCUUGUUAGGAAUGGCACAUCGAGACCUAAAGCCAGAGAACAUCCUCUGUGAACAUAGUGACAGGAUCUCUCCUGUGAAGAUCUGCGAUUUUGAUUUAGGAAGUGGAAUCAAACUGAAUAGUGACAGCUCUCCCAUCUCCACCCCUGAGCUCUUGACUCCGUGUGGUUCAGCUGAAUACAUGGCCCCUGAGGUGGUAGAGGCCUUUAAUGAGGAAGCUAGCAUCUACGACAAGCGCUGUGAUCUGUGGAGCCUUGGCGUGAUCCUCUACAUCAUGCUGAGUGGAUACCCGCCCUUUGUGGGCCGCUGUGGAACAGACUGUGGUUGGGACUGGGGAGAGCCCUGCCAAGCCUGCCAGAGCAUGCUGUUUGAGAGUAUUCAGGAAGGCAAGUAUGAGUUUCCAGAGAAGGACUGGGCACACAUCUCCCCUGCAGCCAAAGACCUCAUCACCAAGCUGUUGGUGCGGGACGCCAAAGACCGCCUCAGUGCUGCCCAGGUUCUGCAGCACCCUUGGGUCAAGGGGUGUGCACCCAAUGCUGUUUCUGCAUCCAUAUUACAUCAGAGGGGUGGUAGCGCUCAGGACCUGACGUUCUUUGCAGGGCAGGCCGUAGCCAUGAACCGGCAGCUGGCUGAGAGGGAAGAGAGCGAGGAGCAGCAGCAGCAGCUAGAGAAGGAGCUUUGCUCUCCGCUCAUCCUCUCCUCCGGGUCCGGCUCCAUGCUGCUGUCUCCUUCCUCCAGGUCCAGGCUGGCCCUCCGCAGGAAGACCGCAGGCAGCCAGCACAGAGGGCCGGUGUGCGCCACUGAAUUACGCCAGCUCCUCGCCCCGCUUGUGAUCGUAGGAGACUGUGCCUGAUCCCAACUGUGUUUUUCCAGCCUCUGCCCUCCACUGAUGACUAUUGAUGACACUCUAUCGGCAUCUUCAACUAGGCAGUGCUUUGAUAUUUUGACCUCUCUGCCCACUUAUUUUGUGGGCUCUAAGCUCUUGUGAGAAUGAUUCUCAUAUUUGUAGCACUUAAAGCACCUCAAAGGCCCCUGCUAACAGUUUUGAUUGGGUAAAAAGCUUGUUGUGGCCAGAAAAAAAGACUUGUUGAUGUCUGAGUCCCAGGAAUCUGUCUAUAUAAUGUUUACGAAAAACUUUGGGAACCAAAGGACUUAACUUCAUCAUCUAAAGCUGAACCCCACCAAAGCCAUUUGAUUUCUAAGCAUCAGGAAAAACAUUCAGCUCUUUGCCUUUUGAGCUCACAUGGGGACCCCCAGCGGCCAAAUCAUUCAAUUUUGUACUUGUGUCAUAUUUGAGACUAAUUUCUCGCUCUCAAAAUUAUAUUCAUGGCUGACUGAGACUAUGUAAGGGUUGCUGGGACCUAAGUGGCAAAUGAUUUAUUAUUCAAGUUAUCCAGGGCAGAAAUUGCAGCCAUGAUGUGUGGGGUUUCUCUAGUCUGAAUCAUCAAGGACCUCAUUUACCAGUUUCACUCCACUACAGCAGAAACCUCAGGAUCUCUCUCCGAAUGAGAAACCAAAGCAUAUUUUAAAGCAGAAAAACUCAAUUUAUGUUAAUUCAUUGGUGUUUUUACGUUUUAGUUUUGUCCUUGCACUGGAAAAUUUUGCCUUUUUUCAGGGAGAUGGAGCAGUGCAGCACAACUGUUGUACUUGGCCUCUUAGGAAAACGGGAAUUAGUUGCAUAAUCAUAUUUCCUCCCCCUUUUUAUUUCAUGUUUCAUCCCCUUUUGACCUGCAAUAUAAGGAACUGCCAGAGGUCCACUUCAAUAUCCUAUUGCAAAUUUAGAGCAAUUCUCUACCAUUUUCAUUUCCAACUACAUUUUCACCAUUCAUUCAGUUAGUCAUUGAACAUUUUGUGAACACACGGGCUCUGUCAAUGACUCCAUUCACUGUUUGAAUAAAGGUGAUUUAUUCCAUAAAAAAAAACCUUAAGUCCUUUUGUACUUGUAGACCUGAUAUCUAAUGAAAAGGUGACGCUCAUUAUGCAAGAAACUUCCAAACAUACCAGUGUGCUAUGCUGCUUUUUGUGUGUGUGUGUGUGUGACAGAAAGGGAGAUUUUCAUCUUCCUUUUUUAAAAUGUCUGUUUUUUUGUUUUUAAACAUUUAAGGAUGUAGAACUUGUAUGAGAGAAUGUGAGGAUUUCCCCAGUCUUUUUUUUUUUUUUUUUUUGGGUGGGGGCGUGUUGGGGUCCUCUGCACAGAUUAACAGCUCAAAUUGUUCCUAAAUGCUACUUGUUACUGUUCCACUUUUUUUUUUUUUUUUUUUUUUUUCCUAACAUGACUGUAGACACUUUAAUCUUUAAAAGGUAUUCUUGAAUGGCCUCACCAGCAAACAUGCAACUCAACAAGGAACAAAACCAAGAUCUCCUUCCUGAGUGAAGCAAAGCUGAUCAUUAUUUUAUUUUAUAUGGUGAUAUUUUUUUUUUUUUUUAUUCUUUAACUGCAUACACUGUUGAUUUUCCUUUUUUCUGAUGGAAAUCACCUUGGAAUAUGCUGAGUUUAGUCUUUCUUUGAAAAUGACCUCAUUGUUUUUAUUUUUUUACUUGCCAUUGCAUUUUCAUUUAAUUUUUGAACCCCCUCAUACAUGAAAAUUACUAGUCUACACUUAUUUUAGGGACCAGUGGUGUAGCUUUCAUGUUUAUCUUGUAUUUUCAUGUGGUUGUACCGUUUUUUUUGUUUCUCAUCUGACCGGGGGGGCCAAAAAUAAAGAACAUGGAGAAUUGUUCAACAAUG
This is a messenger RNA of Puntigrus tetrazona (Sumatra barb), 3652 nucleotides long. RefSeq names its product MAPK interacting serine/threonine kinase 2a (gene mknk2a). The coding region runs from base 260 to 1777 and encodes 505 amino acids. The transcript has 13 exons. Gene Ontology annotation, molecular function: calcium-dependent protein serine/threonine kinase activity; ATP binding; calcium/calmodulin-dependent protein kinase activity. Gene Ontology annotation, biological process: peptidyl-serine phosphorylation; protein autophosphorylation; intracellular signal transduction. Gene Ontology annotation, cellular component: nucleus; cytoplasm. The record is from RefSeq and is a predicted model, not a curated record. Lineage: Eukaryota; Metazoa; Chordata; Actinopteri; Cypriniformes; Cyprinidae.